Ruditapes philippinarum (Manila clam) is the source of this 1882-nucleotide messenger RNA. Its product is annotated as von Willebrand factor D and EGF domain-containing protein-like. The transcript is spliced from 7 exons. The record is from RefSeq and is a predicted model, not a curated record. Lineage: Eukaryota; Metazoa; Mollusca; Bivalvia; Venerida; Veneridae. The coding region runs from base 221 to 1345 and encodes 374 amino acids.
GUCGUAUAUUUAAAGUAGGAAACAUACCGGUAACUUAGGGGUGAAAAGGCAAUAUUCAUUUUGUGAUUUUGAUAAUAUCUAAAGAGAAAUGGUUCAGUUCGAUUUUGCUUUUAACAGAUGCUUAUGUUUAACCAUAUAGAAUAGACUUUGCUCUUCUUCUUUAAACUAUGUUAUCAUUUUAUAGAGUACCAAACCACAUCUCAAUGAAAAACAAGCAUACAUGGAGUGUCUUGAAGAAUUUAAAUCAAAGCCUACAUACAACAUGAUAAAAGAUUUAUCUGACAUAGCCUUGAAUGACUCAUUAUCAGCAUGUGUGAAUGGCAUGAUGGUUGACGGUCGAGAUGUCUUGAAAGAGGAAAGUUAUAACAGUUGGGUCAGUGUUGUUACCCAAGAAAUAGACCGAAAUGGAAUAAUCAGAAAAAAGAAAGCCGAUGUUGUCAGUAAUUUAAAAAGUAUCACGUGUCCAUCGCAAUGUAACGGUAAUGGUAACUGCAUAAAUGGAACAUGUGUAUGCAAAGAUGAUUACGGUGGCGAUUCUUGUUUUGUAAAAACAUCAGCGACUCCUAAACUAACCGAUAUAGAAGGUGGAGGUGAAUGUGAUCUUGCUGACGGCGAUGAUUGUCAUGAUUGUCUUCAGUUUCACACCGAGAACCUUUUGAAAGGAUUCAAGUGCAGGAUUGAAACAGUUGAUCUUGAUGUAAACGGAACAGCUAUCUAUUCUGUUAAACACGAUCGUGACGGAGAAUAUGAGAGCGUAUUUGAUGGAUACUGUUGUCCCUCGGCUGUAGAGAAAAGGAAAAAGAAAAGAGCUGUCACAUCUAAUACAUUUACAGUUAGAUACUCUGUAUCUAUUAGCAACGAUGGAAUACACUACGGACCAAGUAGAAAUGUUCAUGUCUUUGAUUCGACAUGUCAAUCAUACGUCAAUAUGCCAACAGGCUAUUUAAUUUUCAGUUUGAAGGCAGACACAUGCUAUAUAGACAGUCAGUGUUACAGGGACGGCGAACGAAGUCUAGAUAGUCCAUUUCUAAUUUGCUGCCCAUUUGUUACUAGCUACGAGUGGACAAAUCGGCAAGAUUGUGUUCCUCCGACCAGCAAUCAGGAAAACGGCGGUGAAAGUAGCAAUCUUAGUAUUGUAGCAGUGUCUGUAUCAGUGUCAGGAGUAUUUCUUGUUGCCGGUGUAGUGGUAUUUGCAAUUUGGACCUACAAAAGUAAAAGGCGGUCUGUUUGGCCCGUGCCUACAACAAAGGCGGAACCUCCUAAGUGUCCUGACUAUACCGAGUUGGACUUCAGCAAGGUGAAAUUUGAAAGCGUGGGAAAGGCAGUAUUCCAACCCAACAACUAAAUGUGUCUACUACCGAUUACUAAAAACGUGAAAUAACACAGUACAAUAAAGUAUCAAGACAAAUGCAAUUCUCUUAUAAUGUGUUAUCAUUUCAUAUUUUUAUGACAUUCAAACUUUCGUAUGACAAAAUAAUAAUCAUGACAAAUCUCUUAUAUAGAAAAAGAUUUGUAAACUUAAUAUGCGUUGAGUGUUUUCACGCAUUUCUUGUUUAAAGGUAAACUUUCUUCAAUUUUGUAAAAGCAUAUAUUUGAUGUAUAUGACACUUUUGUUUGAGACGUCACAAGGAAAUAGUAAAGUAUUCUUUAGUAAACUAUACAUAAUGAUAUGUGUAUGAUACAGCACUGUAGCAACAUUAUAUCUCUCUGUCUAUCUUUCCUUCUCUUAAUAAUUGGCGUUUUUAUUUAACCAUAUUUUAUUGCUCUUUUUGUUCACGUGUAUAAUUGUAUAUUUUCAUAAUAAUAUCGUUAUAUGCCCACUCAACACGCUUCAUAUAAAGUUUAGAAAAUUCAUUAAAACCUUAUUCAAUAUUAAUAUGAA